ACGUCACCAUCAUCAUUCCUUCCCGUCUCUCCUUCCGCUGCUAGCAGAGUUAGCACUAGCACGUUAGCUCCCAGCAGCUGUCGGUGGCAGUCAGUCAGUCCGAGUGGUGGUGCAUUUGUAAUCAUCAUCCUCCUCCUUCCCUCCCGUAGAAAAACCGUGGACGGCCGGGUUGUUUCUUCGGGGGCCAGUUGCUUCACCUCUCCGGGCGACCUGCGGUAAAAUAUUGUUGUCCUCGCCGUCACGACAGGAAGAAGCCCUGGGACAUGGCCAGACCAGAACAAGUCCUGGUGCUAGAGCCACAACAAGAACUGAAAUUCAGAGGCCCGUUUACAGAUGUCGUCACUGCCACUUUGAAGCUCACCAACCCCACAGAUAGAAAUGUGUGUUUCAAAGUCAAGACAACCGCACCUCGCAGAUACUGUGUGCGCCCAAACAGCGGCAUCAUUGACUCUGGCACCUCCAUCAAUGUCUCUGUUAUGCUACAGCCUUUUGACUACGACCCCAAUGAAAAGAGUAAACACAAAUUCAUGGUGCAGUCCAUGCUGGCUCCAUACGACAUGACUGACAUGGAAGGAGUUUGGAAGGAGGCAAAGCCUGAAGAACUGAUGGAUUCAAAGUUGAGAUGUUCAUUUGAGAUGCCUCUAGAAAAUGACAAAACUCAUGAGAGUGAAAGCAACAAAACUGUGUCUUCCUCUGCCUCCUCUGUUAAGACUGAGCACUCCACGCUGCCCAAGUCAGCCAGUGCUUCGCUUGAUGACGGAGAGGUGAAGAAGAUCAUGGAGGAGUGCAAGCGGCUGCAGAUGGAGGUGCAGAGGCUACGGGAAGAAAACAAACAGAUCAGGGAGGAUGAUGGGCUGCGGAAGAGAAAGGGGCCCUUAGUGGCUGCUCCUCACUCUUCGUCCAUGGCGACCUCGGCCAUGAGGGACGAAGCUCUAAGCACCCGUGUCCUGGCGCUCUGCGUGCUCUUCUUUGUCAUUGGAGUCAUCAUUGGCAAGCUGGCCCUGUAGAGACACAGACAGACAGAGCACAGUGAUAGAUGGAUGGACGGCGUGCUCGGGAGGACACGCGUCAAUGACGGCAACGGAGAUGUCUUCUGGGUUUAUGUUGAUUUCUCUUUCUUUUUUUUCUUUUUUUUUAACAUUUAAGGCAAUAUCAUGAUGGUUUGUCUGGAUGGAAAAUAAUUUAAUGUGUAAAAAGAAAACAAAGGAAGGCGAUCCCAAGUUAAACCAUGAGUGCGAGCGUUUUUGUCACAGGUCUUGCCUUUUUUUUUUUUGUUUUUUUUUUUGUGAAAUAAUCACCACCUCUGAUCUGUUCUUUCCGUCCAUCCCUCCUUCCUAAUGAUCUUCCGCAACUUGCACAGGUAACAGUUAGUGGUGUGUGGAAGUGGCUUCACGCUGGCUAAAUGUCAAAAGUCAUUCAUUGAUUCUUAAGUCUUCAAGUUCCUCACUCACAUUGUCUGUAAGAAAGAUCUAACACUCCUCAUCUGAUAAUCUCUCUUCCACUUAUUACUGAUAAUAUGUAAGGAGAGGUGAACACAAGUGAUCAGUGAAAGACUUUUUUUCUAGACUCAAACUCUAUGUAUUGUCUUCUAAAGAGUAUGUGGUAAAAAUGUGAGCCAGUAAAAGCUGUGCAUGUGUGUGUAUGUACGUCUUCUUGAUUUUGCCUCCUGCAGGAGGGCUGAUGUGACUGCGUGUGGAGGUUUUUAUGUAAGGAGACCACAAAUGGUGAAAUCACAGGCUGUAUUAGAAUGAAGAGAAGAGGGGUGGUUUGUAAACAAAGCUAUCAUCUGAACACAUUUCCUCUACAGAACAGAAAAUGGGGUGUUUGUUGAAAAUCAGAUUAAAGCCUUUGAUCAUUUCAGUCGCUAACCAGACUAAGGAAUCAGUAGAAAUUCAAUAAAUCUAUUUUUGGGCCAUAUGUAAAAUAUAACUCAGUAAAAUCAAGAUUAUGAUAAAGAAUUUAUGCUACACAGUGAUCUAGUACAAAAACACAACUGUAGUUAACACUUUAAUUUUCUUGAUAGUUCCUCAAGUUGAGAGAAACAAAAAAAUUCCCUUCAAGCAGUAAACUUGUCAUGCAAAACCAACUCGGACAUUUUCAAAAUAUAACAUACAGUAUGUAACAAUAGUUUGGCCACCUAGUUUAAUUUUGCCCAUGGAUUACUGUAUCUGCGUCCUCUAGUGUAUUACAGCAGUUGUUUGCUUUUUUUUCUCCUUAUAUUAUCAUUUAGCCACGAUGCUUCUGAUGUUUAUAAUAUUCAAAUGCACUAUAUUCAAGUGUCCACUCAGCAGUCUGCAUGAAAUGACAUGGAUUUAUUAUGAUUAUUAUUAUCUUCUCUUUUUUUUUUUGAGUGUUGAAGUUAUUUUAGCAAAACAAGGAAAAUUACUGUCUUUUCAAAAGGGACCAUCUUGAGGCUGGUUUAUCAGUUUGUGUGUGUUUGUUUCCUUUCGAUUAUAUUUUUCUUUUGUUUCCUGUUGGGCUCUGGUGGUUGCGAGAUAACAGAGACAACACAGCUGUAUUAUCUCGGCUAUCACAUGACCAUCUAAGCAGGUUGGUUAAAAAAGAAAAAAGAAUAAAUAUCUGUAUUUUUUGUUGCCAGAGGGAGCUCGGGGAGCAAAGAAGUAGGAAUGUGGGCGGCUGGGAGGAGGACUGACCUGUGAAUACACACUACAUUAAAGAAAAAGGCAUCAGUGCUUCAGACCACACAUGCAAAGAUACAGUCACACAAUGUAAUCACACAAUAAUUGGAUACUCUUUUGUAUGUAUAUAAAAAUAAAAAGACUUAAAAAGAUAACUGGCAAAGUUAUUAACAUACUGUAGUAAAGGAAGAAAUCAAUUAAACAACCACCAUGGAUCAUCAUAAUGUAGCAUCAUAAUGAAUUAAAAUCCAUAAACCCCCAA
Messenger RNA from Siniperca chuatsi (mandarin fish), 2901 nucleotides. Its product is annotated as vesicle-associated membrane protein-associated protein B/C-like. The transcript is spliced from 6 exons. Lineage: Eukaryota; Metazoa; Chordata; Actinopteri; Centrarchiformes; Sinipercidae. Bases 264 to 1007 code for a protein of 247 amino acids. Gene Ontology annotation, biological process: endoplasmic reticulum membrane organization. Gene Ontology annotation, molecular function: FFAT motif binding. Gene Ontology annotation, cellular component: endoplasmic reticulum membrane; plasma membrane. The record is from RefSeq and is a predicted model, not a curated record.